This is a messenger RNA of Brenthis ino (lesser marbled fritillary), 2223 nucleotides long. The record is from the annotation of a GenBank genome assembly. Lineage: Eukaryota; Metazoa; Arthropoda; Insecta; Lepidoptera; Nymphalidae.
AUGUCGGAACGAAAACGCGUAUGUGACCUCCGUGUAAUAGAUCUACGCGCUGAGCUCGAAAAGCGCAACUUGGAUAAAAGCGGUGUUCGCAAUGUGCUCAUACAACGCUUAUCAAAGCAUUUAGAAGAGCAAGGACUUGAUCCAGCUACAUUUACAUUUGAGUUGAGUACAACUGAAGUAAAAACACCGUCCAAAAGAACAAGGCGUUCUGAAAGUUCAGUAGGGGUAGCAGAGUCGGAAGAUAAUCCCGCUAUGGAAGAUAUGAUCGUCCAGGAUACUGCUGGAGAAGAAGAAGAAUCGGAAAAUGCUUUGACGGAGAAUAACACCAAAUCAGUCAAGGAAUCUCCAAAAAAAUCUGAUGAAACUAUGGAAACAGACGAAAGUGAAAAAUUAAGUAGGAAACGUGAGAGUAAAGAUGAAACCGAAGCUACUGAAGCAAAAAAACAAUGCUUAGACAAAGAUGUUAAAAAUGAUGAAGAUCACAAAACUGAAAAUAACACUGAUGCUGAGGACAGUAUUAAUUUAGACAUUGGUGAUGAUGAACUUUUAAAUGAAGAGACUGACAACACAGCUAAGACUAAGAAAGAUGACGCCGUGCGGGACGAACCUGCGGGGCCUUCGAGCGACGAGCCAGUGCAGGACUCCACAGCCGACGCAGCAUCGUCAGAAAAUCAACAAGUAACCACCGAAGCAACAACCACUAGCAAUGAUACUGUGAAAAAUGAGAAAGAUGAAAAAGAUGAAAAAGAGAAAGAAGGGGAUAAUGAUAAAAGGGAAAAGAAAGACGAGAGCAAAGAGGGUGGUGCUCGUAAUCUUUGGGUUAGUGGCCUAUCAGGUGACACAAGGGCUAAAGACUUAAAGCAGCUAUGUAGCAAGCAUGGCAAGGUAAUUGGCGCAAAAGUCGUGACAAAUGCACGAACCCCAGGAUCUCGUUGCUAUGGUUAUGUUACUAUGGCUAGUGCACAAGAUGCUGAAAAUUGUAUUAAAAACUUACACAGAACAGAGCUACAUGGACGUAUGAUAUCGGUUGAGAAAGCAAAGUCGGAGUCGGAAUCAUCCUCAAGACGUCAACCCUCCGUGCGCCCCGAGCGUCGCUCCAGCAAGGACCGCAAGGACGACUUGAAAGAUAAUCCGGAAGCUAAAGAUGGAGCAGAAAAAAGUGGAGAAACAAAGCAGAAGAAAGAGGGUGAGAUUUCUGGCGCAGAAAGUACGAGGUCAACAUCUCGUACGCGAGAAAAGUCACAUAGAUCUGAUAAGGAAAAAGUACGACGCAGUUCGAGGAGUCGCGAACGUAGACGAUCACCAAGGGAAGUGCUAUCAUUUUCCAAAAUAUGGAAAGAGCGUGACGUGGCGCGCGCCCGCGAGCGGUCCCGCGCCGCGCGCGAGGAGGAGCGCCGCCGCCGCGCCGCCGAGGACGCGCUGCGCGAGCGCGAGCGCCGCCAGCGCCAAGAGAAGCACCGGCUCGCGCUCGAGCGGGAGAAGCUGCGCGCGGAGAGAGAGAAAAUUGAACGAGAAAAGAAUGAACUGCUCAGAUUAGAACGCGAAAGACACAGAUUGGAACGCGAGAAGCUAGAAUUGGAAAGACUUGAACUGAAGAGGGCCCAGUUAAGGCUGGAAGAGGAGCGACGCAAGCGCGGCUACGAGAGCAGCGCGUACCGCAAGGCCGCCAGCCCGCCGCCCGAGCCCGCCUACGAGCGCGACUCGCGCCACAAGCGCCCGCCGCCGCCGCCUAUGGCAACAAGUCGCAGUCAGUUCGAAGCGCCACCGCCGCCUCGUUUCGAAAUGACGGCGGCGUACGAGCGCGGCGCGGACAAACGUGAACGCGACCGCGACUAUAAGCGCGACUAUCCGCGACAUGUUUCUUCUAGCAACAUAAAAUACCCAAGCAAUGGCAGUACUACUGAAGAUGCACGACAACAAUUACCACCAGGAACUAGGCCAAAAGAACCAAACCGAUCAUAUGAUACCCGCGAAGGCCGCUCUUAUCGCCCAUCACCCCCCGGUAAACCAGAAGCAAGGAGCUGGAAUGCAUCAAGUCGAUACACCGAUGCAACUGCACCUUCCAAAGGUAGCGGCACGAGCGGCGGCGAGGCGUGGACGGGCGGCGAGGCGCGGUACGGCGGCGCGUACGAGGCACGCUACCCGCCCGCCUACGCGCCGCCGCCCGCCGCGCCCUACGCCGACCGCUACCCGCCCGCCACGCGCGACUACCCACGCAAGUAC